CAUGUCUUAUUAAGACUUGCGUUUCUUGUUGUUGCAACAGGGGCGUGUUUCCGCCUGGGGGAGAACCCGCAUCUUGAUCUCACCAAGAUGGCACAGAAGUACGGAGACGUGUUCAGCCUGAUGCUUGGAAACCGCUUGGUGGUUGUACUCAACGGAGUCGAUGCUAUACAAGAGGCCAUUGUCAAGCAGUCUACAGCCUUUGCUGGCAGACCACAGCUGCACACCUUUAAACUUGCCAAUCCACAAGAUAACAGUCUAACCGUAGGUGAUUAUUCACCAAAAUGGAGGCUUAGUCGUAAGAUGAGCGUCGCUGCGAUCCAAAACUUCGCAAAGAAUUCAGAUGUCUUAGGAGAGAAACUGCUUCGGGAAUCACAAAGCUUGGUCCAUUACUUCAAGCUACAGAAAGAAAAACCCGUUGAUGCUUCGAUAACUAUUAAGUUCGCCAUCGCUAACAUCAUCCUUAACGCACUCUUUGGCGUCGAUCGUUCAUACGAUGACGAGGGCCUCCGAGGAAUUAUCCAACUAGUCGAAAGUUAUGGACAGGCACUACAUGCCAGUAGCCAUGUAGACUUCCUUCCAUUCUUGAAGUACCUCCCCAAUAAAGCGCUGUCAAGGCUUGAACUGGCAUUAAACGCUGUGAAUGAUGUGAUUACCGAGAUGUUUGUGGAAAACAAGCAAACCUACAAUGAAGGGCAAGUUCGCAAUAUCGCAGAUAGUUUUGUCAGCGUCGUUGAGAAAGAAACCUUGAAAGAGAAGGAGAAUAGCCCAGCUGGAGAGAAAACCCUUAACAUGGCUCCUCUGCUCAGUGAUGAACAGAUAAUUCAGGUCUUGUCGGAACUCUUUGGUGCCGCCAUAGACACCUCUUCUGGCGUUAUUUACUGGAGCCUGGCAUAUCUGGUGAAAUAUCCUGACAUCCAACGCCAGCUGCAUGAAGAGUUAGAUAAUGUAAUUGGCCAAGGACGAUUUCCAACUCUGGCAGACAUAACAUCACUUCCUCUUUUGCAAGCUACAGUUUACGAGCUCCUGAGGGUGACAAGCCUCGCUCCUCUUUCCAUACCUCGCUCCACAACGACCGAGGCAAACAUUCGGGACUACACAAUCCCAAAAGGCACGAUCGUCUUCAUUAACCUGUGGUCCGUGCAUCGCAAUCCAGCAAUCUGGAAAGAUCCUGAAGUUUUCAACCCCAGGCGUUUUCUGAACGAUGCAGGUGAGUUGAUCGAUCCCAAGGCUCUUGGCGGCUUCCUACCAUUCUCAGGGGGCCGUCGAAAGUGUCCUGGUGAACCCCUAGCCCUGAAAACAAUAUCUGUAUUCCUUGGGGCGUUACUUCACAGCUUCCGAUUCUCGCAGGAUGGAUUGCCAGCCGAGUACCAGGGUAUAAAUUUUCAGGGGAAGUUUGGCCUUACUUUGCAGCCAGAGACAUUUUAUGUGCGAAUAGAGGAACGUUAUUGAGGAGCCACCACUGCAAUUAUCGCCAUAUGGUUGAAUAAUUAGACACUUCACAUACCUUAGAACUGCUGACUAAAUUUACGCAAAGAGCUCUUAUUUAACCUUAACAUUUAAGAUUACUUAGUUUAUCUUCUGCUGUAGUGAAAGAGAAUAAGCCUCAUGCGUAUCUGAAGUAUAGAUUUAAGUCUUUAUCCCACUGAUUUUGUUUUUGUUUUAGUUUUAUACAACACAAAAAACUGAUGUAGUUUUGUCACGGUUAAGUUAACAGUUAAGUUUGGACGGCGUAACAUUUUUAAACCAUUUUCGUUUUUGACCGUUAUAGUGUAAGAAAAGAGUAUUCAAUCGCUUUAGCCCUUCACUUUGAAUUUUCCUAGUCGUGUCAUUUAUUAUAUUUUUAUAAGAUACUUAAGUAACAUGGUGAAAUAAAAUGUGUUUAAUUUGCUGUAUUGACGCUGUUGUGGCGAUGUAUGUUUUUUUUUUUUUUCUUUUUUCGUUUCACUUUGCUGGGACUAGAAUGAUCUCUAUUUGCACGCAGCAUACUUGACAGAUGCGAAGAAGGUUCAGUUUCAAGCGAACGGUAUAAUUAAAUGGACACGACGAGAACGGCGUGCCAUGGUUGUCGCCAGAUAAAGGUUCAAAUGGCGCGUAAGCAAUUUUCUCGCAUCGGUGAUACCUCAAUCUUCCUUUCUUCAGACCACAUAACUUUCAACUCUUGCCGACAGCAAAGAAACACGUUGCAAGAAGAUAACACGAAGAUGUUUUAAGUAAUUUCUUCAUUAAAUUGAUCGUGACCUUGAUUUUAACGGUUGGAAGACUUCCUUCGCAUGACAAGAGCGUACGAACGAAGCAAGUAUUGCGUGUUGUUAGCCAACGCUUACGAAGCUCUUUUUAUUCAGUUCCAAAUAUUGUUUUGCUCCCACCACGAACAAGAGCCACAUAAAAGUUCGACGUGACAAGAAAGGGUUUGAAUAUCCCUCAAAAAAAACAUGUUUCAUUUUAGAAUAAUAAUCUCCUAAUGAAGCGUUAUAAGUUUCAAACAGGAGCUCAUGAUGAGCUCCUGGUUUUAAACUGUAAACAUCAAGCAAUUAUGGCGGCCGGGUUCGACAUUUUGCCCAAUUCAGUGUUAGUACGCCCACUGAAGUAUGACUGUAAGCACAGGAAUCGGCCUUAAUGAACGAGUCAGUUUUACGAAUACAACAGUAGUAGGCAAAGCAUCAUCCAAAUAUUUAUUAUCAAACAAUGUGGACGUUUCGUCUCAGCUGUGUAGAGUUGCCCGCAAGUCGAGCUCGAAAAGUAAGAAAUGUCCGCCACGCUCAAAAGCCCGAGGGCGAAGAGCGCGCGGAGGAGACCUGCACAACCAACAACCAAGGACUUUGAGAAAGUUUACUCGAACUUUGAAAGACAAAAAUGAUUCUUAAUAACACAGUACGUCGCUUACAGACUCAAGCAAAUACUUUAUUGCAUGCAAUUGUCAACCGAGGUACAAACCUUCAUCACUUUUCAUCCUGUUCACUGUUUCAGAACGUUUUUGUAAACAAAAAGAUUCGUAAUUCGCGACAUUUUGAUAUGUUCCGAUCUCAACUUCACCGUUACUGAACUAAAACUGGGCCUUGAAGCGAAAACACGUAUUUUCGCUUCGAGAGCCAUGGCUUUUAAGUUAGUUAUAUAUAAACUUGUGUUGAGUAUUAGGACCUAUUAGGCCUGUGUAAUUCAGUUACAACACUAGAUUACAAUCUUAAACAGAACAACCCCGCUAAAUCUUCUAGGGUAGAGGGCCGGGGCUUGGCGCGGUCAGCAUGACAUUUGAUUGAUAGUUUUUAGCACAUUCCAGUGACCUUCUGUUCUAAAUAGCUGCAAAUCUUUAAAAUGACAAGUGUCCAUUGUUUGUAGAACUGUUUCAGUAUGCGUAUAGCAUGAUCUCGGCCUGUUGUAGAUGGUUCCAUUGCGUGUCCAAAGCCUCAGCGGUCAUGACUCAGCGUGGGAGGACUCUCGGGAGGCUCGCUUCAAUUUUCUUCCGUGAUUUCAAUUUUGUUAAAAUCGAGUUUAUGUCAGAACUUGAGCGAUAUUUCUGUAGAGGAGUUUUACUGUACAUACUUAUAAUUCUUGGUAUUAAUUAUUGCUUUAGUUUCAGUCUUCAGAUUAACUAGAUUGAGUGAAUAACGAAUAAUUUUUAAAAAUGAAAAAUAAAUUUUAAAAGAGUAUUUCAAGGCCAUUGCGUGAUAAGCGGCGAGUCAGAAUCCAUUAGACUAUCAACCACAGGUCUGACACCAAUGAACUGAACUUUAUUUAACGGCAUUCCAUCGGUGCUAAAGCUGAGAUCUUGAAUUUCUGCAGAUGUAACUUUAAAAACUCGUGCUCUUAGAUGUUAGCUUCGACUGUGGAUGAACAGGCCUUCAAAAAACUGUCAGGAAAGCUCAGCACCUAACACCGAGAACAGCAGACAGCUUUAGAACACCGAAAGAGGCUAGGCUGUCUUCUGAAUAAAUUAUUCCUCGUUAUAGAUGAAAACUGACUAAAACAGUACAAGAAUGUUCAGCAUACGUUAGUAUACUUAUAAAUUCGGAGGAUAACUUGGAAGCCAUUCUUUCUAACUGUCGUGUCGUAAAACUAUGAGACAAUGUACUCACAACAGAUAUGCUUCAAUUUCCGUGUCUUACGCCUCCCGUACAAUAUUGUUAGCAGAAAGGAACACCAGGGAACGUGACUUCUGCCUCCCGCUGGCUUGGCUGAAACCCCUACGGGGUAGCUUUUCGAUUUAAAAAAAGAAAUAAUACUCGUAGUGGAAGUGAUUGAGGAAACGUUCUUUGACCCGUUUCAAACCGCAGAUCCGAGAUAAAUUUGGCAAAAACCUCAGUACCGUGCCUAAAAUCCACGGAAAUUGCCGAAACCGCACUUAGUAAGCACAGGUCACUGGUCACACCGC
This is a messenger RNA of Orbicella faveolata, 4369 nucleotides long. RefSeq names its product cytochrome P450 1A3-like. NCBI's taxonomy places the organism in Eukaryota, Metazoa, Cnidaria, Anthozoa, Scleractinia, Merulinidae. The record is from RefSeq and is a predicted model, not a curated record.